AGCACAUAAAAGUUUUCACUUGAAAAGCAAGUUAAAGAAAAUCAUUUCACACAUACAAAUGAAUUCCUGCGCAACAAUUUUGCAACUGAUGUUUGCGAUAAUGGUAAUGGUGCCAACUAUUAGUUUAGCAUCAGAGCCUGUUCCAGAGUGUCCACCCAGUUGUCUAGAUAUCCCAAUCGCCUUUACAUCUGACAUUAGCUCCAACUGUCAUCUUGAUGAAGAUUCUCGCUUUAUUACUUGCAACGCCAAGCCAUUUGUAAAAUUCCGGAAACAUAAACUUAUUCACAGAUCACUCGGUGGAAACAUUAGAAUUGCAGCUUCCGUGGCUUUAGAUUGUUACAACAAGUGCGGUUCAAUAAAUGGCACCAUCCUGGAGCUCCUCUCGUCUAAAUUGCAGAAUUUUCGUACAAAGAAAGAUGGUGGUCUACAACCCAAAGACCAAACUAAGCUCCCUAUCUUUCCCCUUAUUGCUUUUGGUCUCAUUUUUCCUGCCAUUGGAAUUUCAUGGAUAUUUUGGAGAAGCCAGAAAAAGAAAGUCGCUAAAAUAAGGCAGGAAUUGUUUGUGGGAAAUGGUGGAUUGAUUUUAGAAAAAAUGCUAUUAAGAAGGAAAAGAUGUAAAGUCUUCACAGCAGAAGAUCUCAGCAAGGCUACAGAAAACUACAAUGAAAGUAGAGUCUUCCAUAGAGAUAGAAAUGAACCAGUUUACAAAGGAACUUUACUUGAAGAUGGAGUAAACAAAAUUAUCACCAUAAAGAGAUGUGAAAAAAUUGAUCCAAUCCAGAUUCGGGAUUUCAUUGGUAAAUUGGUCAAUUUUUCAUGGAUAGACCACAUGAAUGUGGUAAAACUGAUUGGUUGUUGUUUAGAGACACAAGUUCCCUUAUUGGUUUAUGAGUUCUAUGCCGACAAGACGUUGUACGAUUCUAUUCAUGAUGAGUUUUCUUUUCUUUCCUGGGAACGUCGUCUAAAGAUAGCCACUGAAACUGCAAGGUCCCUUUCAUACUUGCAUUCUGGCGCCAAAACACCAAUUAUUCAUGGAAACAUCAAUAGCUCCAACAUACUACUAGACCAUGGUUUCAGGGUAAAAAUAGCGUUUCCUUCAUUUACAGGAUUGUUGGGUACAGAUGGCAAAAAGAGUGAUGUGUACAGCUUUGGUGUUAUACUAGCCGAGUUAUUGACUGGUGAUGAGGUGCUAAACUUUGACAGGCCAAAAGGAGAAGAGUUUUUGGCUGAGUAUUUCAUUUCUGCAGUGAAAGGAGAUCGCAUGCUUGAAAUUCUUGAACAUUCUUUGGUGACGGAGGUUAAGAUUGAGCAGUUGAAAGAAGUUUCAAUGCUGACAGAGAUGUGCUUAAGAGAACGAUAUGAGGAGAGGCCUACGAUGAUUGAAGUUGUAAUGAAGCUUGAAAAUGUUUUAAGGAGUCUGGAGCACGACAAAGAUGAAACAUGGUUUAACCAUGGCGAUAAUUGCUUGGAGGGUUGUGAAAAAGAUCAGUACUCCAGCUCAAGAUCUUCCAGCUCAGGAUCACGAAAGUUAUUAAUGAGCUUGAACUCAAAACUUUCCCAAGUAUUUCACUCAUCUUUCUUCUUUUUUCCCAUAAAACAAUACAGGUUGAACAAGAUAGUAAUCACAGUAUAACUGUUUCCAUUUGAACCAGGGACUUAAAUAUUAAUUGUGUAAUGCGUUUUAUUGUAGAAAAGACAAAGUAUGUGUAAAAAAAAUGAGGGCUAAGAAUGUAAAUUGUGGAGUAGUUUGGAGUCUGUAUAAAUAGUCUUUUUAAGCCCUAAACCAAAAAGAGGAGAAUUAUAUUUGAAAUCUUGCGAAGAAAGAAAUAGUUUUGUUACUUCUCCA
Messenger RNA from Olea europaea var. sylvestris, 1846 nucleotides. RefSeq names its product wall-associated receptor kinase 5-like. Gene Ontology annotation, molecular function: ATP binding; protein serine/threonine kinase activity. Lineage: Eukaryota; Viridiplantae; Streptophyta; Magnoliopsida; Lamiales; Oleaceae. The coding region runs from base 59 to 1633 and encodes 524 amino acids. The transcript is spliced from 2 exons. The record is from RefSeq and is a predicted model, not a curated record. Gene Ontology annotation, biological process: cell surface receptor signaling pathway; protein phosphorylation. Gene Ontology annotation, cellular component: plasma membrane.